Molecule: messenger RNA, 1519 nt
Organism: Onthophagus taurus
Lineage: Eukaryota; Metazoa; Arthropoda; Insecta; Coleoptera; Scarabaeidae
Product: nucleoredoxin
Biological process (GO): negative regulation of protein ubiquitination; negative regulation of Wnt signaling pathway
Cellular component (GO): nucleus
Molecular function (GO): thioredoxin-disulfide reductase (NADPH) activity
Source: RefSeq, a predicted model, not a curated record
CAUUUUUUAACCACAACAAAAAAUUUUAAUUAAAUAUUUUAAAAAAUGAUAACGAAUUAAUUAAAAAUAAUGGAAGUAAAAUUAAAGUGGCAAGAACGUCUUUUUGGUAAAACGAUAAUAAAAUGUGCGAGUUUGAGCGAAACGAAAGAACAAGAAUUGGUCCCCACGUUCGAGACGUUAAAAAAAAGCGAGAUUUUGGGGGUUUACUUCUCGUUCGCGAACGUGCACGGUGAUGAAGUCGUGAAGCGUUUGCGAGAUCUUUACGAACGUAUCAAUAUCGGAAAAUCGUUUAAUUUUCAAGUCGUCCAAGUGGUUCUUUGGGCGCACAACGAUUUUUACGAGGACAUCGAGAACAGCCAUCGCGAGAGUUUGUUGAAUUUGCCGUGGUUCGCGGUCCCCUUCACCGAAAUCCACUUAAAAACGAAAUUAUCGCGGAGAUACCGUAUUAAAUCGGGGGUGCCAACCUUGGUUUUACUCGACAAAGACGGCUGUGUUAUCAGUGCUGCCGCCCAAGAAAGACUCGGUGAAGACCCUACGGGGGCUUUGUUCCCAUGGAGACCGCGACCGGUUGAGGAAGUACUAAAAGACGUCGUUUUAAAACCGGGGGGGAUGUACAAAAAGGAACAUAAUAUGAAAUGGGACGAAAAGAAUUACUCCGAUUUUCAAAUGAGUGUGAAAGGAUUUUAUUUUUCAGCGCAUUGGUGUCCACCCUGUAAAGCGUUCACCCCGCAAUUAGCGUCCGUAUACAACGCGAUUCGAAAAAAAGAGGUCGAUUUUGAAAUAAUUUUCGUGAGUAGCGAUAGGAGUCAAGAUUCUUACGAGACCUACAUAGAAUCAAUGCCUUGGUUGUGCAUCCCCUUUCAGCAAGUUAAAGUCCGCGGGGAGCUCGCUGAAUUAUACGGGAUAAGGGGAAUCCCCACAUUGCUCCUUUUAGACAAUAACGGGCACGUUAUUACGAUGGAAGGGAGAGCCGAAAUCGCGGAAGAUCCACUUGGGUUAAACUUCCCAUGGAAAGCGCGAUCCGUUAAUAUCCUAUCGGAGCGCUAUAUAAGUAGAUUACACGAUUACCCCGCAAUUAUUUUAUUCGUUGACUCGGAAGAAACCGAGGUGCAAUUCGCCGAAACCGUUUUAAACCCAAUCGCGGAGUCUUAUUUCAAGCGGAACAACAUCAACUUGAACACCGUUUACGACGAAUUUUUCCAAGACGACAACUUUUUGCAAUUCUUAAUCGCGCCAGAUUGCGACGCGACCGAUUUGUUGCGCGAUUUGAUCGAUUUAGACGAGGUGGUCCCCCUUUUGAUAGCGCUCGAUCUCCCCGCGAGGAAAUACGCCCCGAUGGAGUAUGGAGUAGAGCUCACCAUUGACUCAAUCACCGAGUUUAUUGAGCGAUUUCAAAGCGGCCAAGUCAAAAUUCGCCGGAUUAGCAACGAAACGGUUAAUAAUUCGACGCAAGGAAACGAAACUCUAUAACUUAAAUAAACUUAAUAAAUAAAACAAAAAUUUAAUAUAUUAAUUGUAU